Molecule: messenger RNA, 4688 nt
Organism: Cucumis melo (muskmelon)
Lineage: Eukaryota; Viridiplantae; Streptophyta; Magnoliopsida; Cucurbitales; Cucurbitaceae
Product: pentatricopeptide repeat-containing protein At1g63080, mitochondrial-like
Exons: 3
Coding region: 264-2393 (709 amino acids)
Molecular function (GO): protein binding
Source: RefSeq, a predicted model, not a curated record
AUGCGUAGGUAUUUGUCAAAAAGAGGUGAGUGAGUAAUGUGGCCAUCCCUCGUUAUUUUUAAAAAAGAAAAGAAAAGAAAAAAGAAAAAAUUAAAAAUGAAGAUUAGGUCACGCAAACAGAGAGUCUCUCAAAUCAUAUAAAUACAAAACCACAAAUCAAAUAAACGCUGCCACCUCCAAUUCCAAUUCCCUCUUCAAAUCAUCCUAAAUGCCCAUCCCAACCACUUGAAUCACCGCCAAUUUCGCCGGAAAACCUCAAUACGAUGCUUUCCUUUCAACACCGUCUUCACACCUUUCUACAGAAUUGCAGAUCUGGUAAGAUUACUUUAAAUGAAGCAUUAGAUUUCUUUCAACUAAUGAUGUGUUCAAAUCCUACCCCUCCCCUUUCUUCUUUCAAUCAAUUACUUUCCGGGCUUACUAAGAUUAAGCAUUACUCCCAAGUCAUUUCUCUCUAUAAUCUAAUGCGCCUAGCUGGACUUGUCCCUAAUUUCUUCACAUUCAAUACCUUGAUUAAUUGCCUUUGUAAUGUGAAUCGGGUUAACGAAGGUCUUGCGGCCAUGGCGGGGAUUAUGACGAGAGGUUACAUUCCUGAUAUAGUCAUCUAUAGUACCUUGAUUAAGGGCUUGUGUAUGGAGCAUAGGAUUAGUGAAGCUACACGGCUAUUUAUGGGAAUGCAAAAGUUAGGUUGUAGGCCUGAUGCGAUUACCUAUAGUACCUUGAUUAAGGGCUUGUGUAUGGAGCAUAGGAUUAGUGAAGCUACAUGGCUAUUUAUGAGAAUGCAAAUGUUAGGUUGUAGGCCUGAUGCGAUUACUUAUGGGACUUUAAUGAAGGGGCUUUGUCAAACAGGGAAUAUUAACAUUGCACUUCAUUUACAUCAAGAAAUGCUCCACGGCCCCAGUCGGUAUGGGAUUAAAUGUAAGCCUACUAUUAUUUCUUAUAGUAUCGUUAUUGAUGCACUUUGUAAGGAUAGGCGGGAAGAUGAGGCAAGCGAACUUUUCAAGGAAAUGAAAGCUCAGGGGAUGAUGCCAGAUGUCAUUUCAUAUACCUCUUUGAUUCAUGGAUUUUGUCGUAGUGGAAAGUUGGAGAAGGCUGAAUGUUUGUUUAAUGAGAUGCUGGAUGUAGGUGUUCGACCUGAUGUGACUGCGUUUAGUGUGUUGAUUGAUAUGCUUUGCAAGGAAGGAAAGGUUAUCGAGGCUAAGGAGUUGCUAGAGGUGAUGAUUCAGAGAGGUUGCAUUCCUAAUAUAGUGACAUAUACUACCUUGGUUAAAGGGUUGUGUAUGAAGCGUAGGAUUAGUGAAGCCACACAGUUGGUUAUGAAAAUGCAAAAGUUAGGUUGUAUGUCUGAUGUAGUUGCUUAUGGGACUCUAAUGAAGGGACUCUGUCAAACAGGGAAUAUUAAAAUUGCACUUGAGUUGCAUAAAAAAAUGCUCAGUGACACUGGUCUAUAUGGGAUUAACUGUAAGCCUGAUGCUAUUUCCUAUAGUAUCAUCAUAGAAGGGCUUUGUAAGGAUGGACGGGAAGAUGAGGCAAGAAAACUUUUCAAGGAAAUGAAAGCUCAGGGAAUGAUGCCUGACGUCAUUUCAUAUACCUCUUUAAUUCAUGGAUUUUGUCGUAGUGGAAAGUGGGAGGUGGCUAAAUGUUUGUUCAAUGAGAUGGUGGAUACAGGUGUUCGACCUAAUGUGACUACGUUCAGUGUGUUGAUUGAUAUGCUUUGCAAGGAAGGAAAGGUUAUCGAGGCUAAAGAGUUGCUAGAGGUGAUGAUGCAGAGAGGUUGCAUUCCUGAUAUAGUGACAUAUACUACCUUGGUUAAAGGGUUGUGUAUGAAGCAUAAAAUUAGUGAAGCUGCACAGUUGUUUAUGAAAAUGCAAAAGUUAGGUUGUAUGCCUGAUGUAGUUACUUAUGGGACUCUAAUGAAGGGACUCUGUCAAACAGGGAAUAGUAAAUUUGCACUUAAGUUGCAUAAAAAAAUGCUGAAUGACACCGGUCCCUAUGGGAUUAAUUGUAAGCCUAAUGCUAUUUCCUAUAGUAUCAUCAUACAUGGGCUUUGUAAGGAUAGACUAGAAGACGAGGCAAGAGAACUUUUCAAGGAAAUGAAAGCUCUAGGAGUGAUUCCUGAUGUGAUUUCAUAUACCUCUUUGAUUCAUGGAUUCUGCCGUAGUGGAAAAUUGGAGGAUGCUAAACAUUUGUUCAAUGAGAUGGUGGAUCAAGGUCUUCAACUAGAUGAUGUUGCUUAUUACAUUAUGGUCCAUGGGUUUUGUAAAGAGGGACAAAUAGAUAAGGCUUUGUUUCAAAAGAUGGAAGCAAAUUGCUGCACUCCCAAUAUUAUUGCUUAUAAUACAUUUCUACGUGAUUUCUGCAAAAGCAAUAAAUCAGAAGAGGCGUUCAACUUCUGAAAGGGCUAAGAAGGACUGGAUAGGCUCUACAACAAAUUUCACUUUUUAUAGCAUCUCACUAUAACAUAUCUUAAAAACAACUAUGGAAACGGGAGGGAAAAAAGCAGAAGAGAAAAGGCGGAAGAAAAUCUUAAAAUUUUACUCAGCGCGCUUCAAAUUUUAGAAUAUUGAGAAGUGGCAUCAGUGCUCCAAACUUUAGUUUUUUCUGUUUCGCAUCACUCUGGUUUCUCUCCAAAUUCACAUAUUCUUUUUUGUCUUCUCUAAUUCUCAAAUCUAUGGCAAGAAGCACUUCCCAAUCCCUAUCCUCCUCUACAUCUAACCCCGAUGUCGUCACUUUGCAAGACUUUGCAACAAUGACAGAGCCUUCACCUUUACCAUCUCGGCUCCAGUUGUUUCACCGCCUCUACUUGACUCGUAGUUGAAGGAUCAAUCAGUGAUAGAAACAUGCCAAGGUUUUACACUGACGAUGCUCCUAGCUUGAAUAUUUUUUCCACCAUCACACUCUUCGUAAGUCUAUGCUAUUUCCACUGUCACUGGCCUCACAUCUUUGGUAAGCUUUAUUGCUUGUGAUUUGCCACUGGAGUUCAAUCUGAUGCUCAUUCCAUACAAAGUGCUUUUUUCCUUCUCAAUCUUUUCAUUCCCUAGAUGGAAUGUUAAAGUUUCUACAGACCUGAUGACUUAACGCUUUGUUUUUGGCUUUUUCUCUCUAAAUUUUACAGUCGUAGUCUUUUGAGGUUUAAAUUCCAUCAGUUUUGGACGAAUCAAAAGGAAGAGAUGAUUCUUCUGCUGGUAUUUUCUCGUUAGUUUGUAUAUUUCAGAAGAUUGUAAUGACCAGACUUAUUCCAGAAGAUAUUCUAAUGAUCUUAUUGUUGCUGAGGGAAUGGCAUGAAUAGUUUGUGCUUCUAGUGAAAGGGAUAUGACCAUCUUUGCAGCAGGAAUGAUCAAGAGAGGGACAAAUAGAUAAAGGCAAAUGCUUUGAUUCCAAAGAUGGAAACAAAUGGUUGUACUCCCAACGCAAUUACUUAUAAUACACUUCUGCGUGGUUUUUCUGAAAGUAAUUAAUCAGAGAAGGUUGUUCAACUUCCCCAUGAGAUGGUUCAGGAGGACGUGUCGCCAGAUGCCAACAUUUUGUGCUAUAGUUGUAGGUGUGCUUUUUGAAAAUGAAAAACAUGAAGAAUGUCUAGACUUGUUUCCGACGUUUUUUGUCCAAGAGCGUUAACGUUGAUAAUAUAACACUUAUUGGUAGCUUCAUUAGGGGCCUAAGAAGCAUGGACAUAGAUACUAUAGGACACGGCGAUAUGCCAAUUUCUAAAAUAAUAGGACACGGACACGUUGGGGAUACACUAUCUUUUAAAAUUAAUUCUUUUAUAAUAUAUGUAAAUUUGUCACAAAAUACUACAAAAAAAAGAAAAAAAAAAAGAUGUUCUUCACUAAAAAAAAAGCAUAAAAUGUCAUUGUGUCAUUGUCAAGUUAAUAUUUAACCAUUGCAGUUUGUAGGAGUACAUAACAUAUAAUGUAUAUCCAACAUUCAACCUAUACCUAAGUUAGGAAUUUAACCUAACAAUAGAAAAUGGAAAGUGAUUUUCCAUACAAAAGAAUAAAAUAUUAAAGACUAAUAAAAAACUAUCCUCUCAAAUCUCAAUGAUAUAUCAUCUUUGUCUACACCAUCCUCUUUAAUAAUUUCAGCCUCCAACUGUGGAUCAUCUAAAGGUAAAUUAGCUAAUUCAAGCAUGCCCACAUCUUCAAGCGAAUCAAAAGCACCUCCCGCAAUAUCCCAUGAUUUGGUUGCUCCUUUUGAAUAUUUUGGAGUUUUUCUAGACAAAAGACAAAGGUUAUUGUGGAUAAAAAUCAAAUCCUCCUCAUGUUGAGGCGUCAUUUUGUUCCUCUUAAUGGAGUUAAUAAAAGAAUAUGUGCUCCAAUUUCUUUACGUUCCUCUUAACGGAGUUAAUAAAAGAAUAUGUGCUCCAAUUUCUUUCACAAUAUGAAGAGGAUGAUGGUUGUCCUAAAACUUUAAAAGUAAUCUUUUGAAGCAUUGGUGCAUAAGUCCCAUGAUUUACCAUCAACUUUUAGGAUCUAUAGUGUGUCUCUUGCAUUUGAUAAAUAUCCCAUGAGUUACCACCAAUCUUUUGUAUCUCUUGCCUGUGUGCUUUUUGAUUCUUUCUCUAUGAAAGUCGUUUCUUAUAAAGAAAAAGUGUUAUAAUUUUUUAGGUGUGUCGUCCUAAAAUAUUCAAAAUUUCUGUUCAGUGUUUUGGGUAAAUGCUUCAAGAAGAAACCAACCAGUUUUCUUUUUCUUUU